GACAGCACCGUGAAGAAAAGCAGGGAACCCGCUGCUCUCUCUCCUCCCGUACGGCAGGACCGGGCGAGCUCGCCCCGCGGAGCGGCCGCCGCCGGGUUGCAGACAAAGAGCAGCACGGAGAGCAGAUAAACCCAUGCUUCUUAUCUCUUUGUUGUUCCACCCCUGUGUUCUGCUGAUCCGAGUGUCUGAUGGAAGUCUGAUGAAGCAAAGGACCGUGGAGGGAAUUACUCAGUGCAGCAGCAGCUCCAGGGGCAGGGAGCUCAGCUGCAGGCAGGGCUGGCGAGGCCCUAGCCCAAGACACCUUCCCGGCGUGCAGGAGGGACCUGUGUGUGUUCCCCAUGGAGAUCCGACGCGCUUUGCCCCAGGAUAUCCGGGAGCUGCUGCACUGCUUGAAGAUGAAGAGCAAGUACGCCGUGCUGCUGGUCUUCGUCAUCAGCCUUGUCAUCAUCGAGAAGGAGAACAACUUCAUCUCCAGGGUGUCGGACAAGCUGAAGCAGUCCCCGCAGGCACUGGCAGAGGCCAACAGCACGGAGGUCAGCCCAGCACCGGCCAAGAAUGGCUCGCUGGCCUCGCUGCAGGAGCUGGACGCUGCCUUCUCCCAGCUGAGGUCCCACCUGUACAACAUCACCCUGCAGCUGGCAGCUGACGGGGACCCCGGGCCACGGCGGCACGUCCUGCUGAUGGCCACCACCCGCACUGGCUCCUCCUUCGUCGGCGAGUUCUUCAACCAGCAGGGCAGCAUCUUCUACCUCUUUGAGCCCCUCUGGCACGUCGAGAAGACGGUGACCUUCCUGCCGGGGGGAGCCAGCGCUGUGGGCUCAGCCUUGGUUUACCGAGAUGUCCUCAAGCAGCUCCUCCUCUGCGACCUCUACAUCCUAGAGAACUUCAUCUCACCAGUUCCCGAGGGCCACCUGACGCCUUUCUUGUUUCGGCGGGGCUCCAGCCACUCCCUGUGCGAGGAGCCCGUCUGCACGCCCAGCACCAAGAAGGUCUUUGAGAAGUACUACUGCAAGAACCGCCGCUGCGGCCCCCUCAACAUCACGCUGGCGGCCGAGGCGUGCCGGCGCAAGCAGCACGUGGCCCUGAAGACGGUGCGCAUCCGGCAGCUGGAGUUCCUGCAGCCGCUGGUGGAGGACCCUCGGCUGGACCUGCGCAUCAUCCAGCUGGUGCGGGACCCCCGCGCCGUCCUGGCCUCGCGCAUGGUGGCCUUCUCGGGCAAGUACGAGACCUGGAAGAAGUGGGCGUCCGAAGGGGAGGCUCCGCUGCGCGAGGAGGAGGUGCAGCGGCUGCGGGGCAACUGCGAGAGCAUCCGCGUGUCGGCGGAGCUGGGGCUGCGGCGGCCGGGCUGGCUGCGGGGCCGCUACAUGCUGGUGCGCUACGAGGACGUGGCGCGGGCGCCGCUGCAGAAGGCGCGGGAGAUGUUCCGCUUUGCCGGGCUGCCCCUCACCCAGCAGGUGGAGGAGUGGAUCGGAAAAAACACGCAGGCUCCCCCCGACGGCAACGGCGUCUACUCCACGUGCAAGAACUCCUCGGAGCAGUUCGACAAGUGGCGGUUCAGCAUGCCAUUCAAGCUGGCGCAGGUGGUGCAGGACGCCUGCGGCCCGGCCAUGCAGCUCUUUGGCUACAAGCUGGCCAGCAGCCCUGCAGCGCUGGCCAACCGCUCCUUCAGCCUGCUGGAGGAGGCACAGCCCGCCUGGGUCACGUAACGGCGCGGGGCCACGGCGGCGGGGUGGAACGAGGGGCUGCGGCCGUGCUCCCGGCCGGUCCGGAGACGACCUGGGGGUCCCUGCUCCCAGAAAUGCUCCUCGCUGCUGCCAGAUGGCAGCCCCAGGAGCUGGAGCAUCUUGGCAGAGCUGGCCCCAGGGUCCUGCAGAGCCUGAAUUACACAAUUUCUCCGGGAAUGGGGAAAUGGUAAGGGUGAGGGGCGGUGGGGUCGGCAACAGGGCCACCUCCCCAGCUCGGGAGCUGCACUGAGGAAGAGGAGGGUGAUGGCAAGCAGAGGGGGACAGGACUGAGCACCUCUGCCUUGCCUCCCCCCAUGCCAGCUGGGACGGGGCAAGGACAAAAUUCCUGUGGUGCCAGCAAGCGCCCAGAGACCUUGGUUUAGUGCCUUCAUACAGCAGCAGAGACUGGAAACUGCCCACAGAGCCCUGGAUGGCACUUGGGCUACAACAAAAUGAGGUGACUAUGGUUUGGUGCUCUUCAAACUUGGUUUUGGAGGUUUGGGUUUAUUUCCUUUUUUCCCUGUGUAUUUGCAUACCAGGUGAAUUUAUUUAUUUAUUGUGUGAAAAGGAGGGGGAGGCUGGUCAAGGAGCUAAGCCCAAAAAUCAGAGCAGCACAACAUACCACAAAGGGAGACACCCAGAACAGAGGUCACAUUUUAGCUGGAGACCACCAUGUGUCCUUCUGUAUGAUCUUGGGAGAGCCCCCAAGGACCGAUGGGCUGUAACCCACCUGUGCAGCACCAACUGCGAACUUUGGCGGUGCUGAAAGACGGUCAGAUUUAUCUGAUUAAAAACAAAGCCACCAGCACAGAGUCCAAAGCAUCUCCUGUCUCCUUAGUAUUGGUGGGUGUACCCUGCCCAGGGGAGUCCCAGAAAUACGUGUUAACAGCACUAAUGGGUGGCCAAACCUGGUAGAGGCCCAGGAAGUUUCAGGGUGUUUGCCGUUUGUAGAUGUUGACCCAGUGCCGAGCUGCCCCCUCCAAUUCACAUUUCAUUAAUUAAAAUGCCUAUUUUUAGC
Messenger RNA from Onychostruthus taczanowskii (white-rumped snowfinch), 2742 nucleotides. RefSeq names its product carbohydrate sulfotransferase 3 (gene CHST3). The record is from RefSeq and is a predicted model, not a curated record. Gene Ontology annotation, biological process: carbohydrate metabolic process; N-acetylglucosamine metabolic process. Gene Ontology annotation, molecular function: N-acetylglucosamine 6-O-sulfotransferase activity; chondroitin 6-sulfotransferase activity. NCBI's taxonomy places the organism in Eukaryota, Metazoa, Chordata, Aves, Passeriformes, Passeridae. Gene Ontology annotation, cellular component: Golgi membrane. Bases 339 to 1706 code for a protein of 455 amino acids. The transcript has 4 exons.